GCGGCCGCGGCGCUGGGUGCGCGGCCUCGACCUCCGCAGUGGCGCGGCGCCCGGCCCCGGAUUUCGGAGUCGCCACGCGCGUCCUCUCCCCUGUGCUUCUCGUAGGAGUCGCGGCCCCCGCGGCCCCGCGCCGAGGCGCCUGGGCGGCGGGAUGUCCGUGGUGGGCAUCGACCUCGGCUUCCUCAACUGCUACAUCGCCGUGGCGCGGAGCGGCGGCAUCGAGACCAUCGCCAACGAGUACAGCGACAGGUGCACCCCGGCCUGUAUAUCUUUGGGAUCAAGAACUCGAGCCAUUGGAAAUGCAGCUAAGAGCCAGAUAGUCACAAAUGUAAGAAAUACAAUACAUGGCUUCAAAAAGCUUCAUGGGCGAGCAUUCGAUGAUCCCAUUGUGCAAACUGAAAGAAUCAGGCUUCCCUAUGAACUGCAGAAGAUGCCUAAUGGAAGUGCAGGAGUUAAGGUGCGGUACUUAGAAGAAGAGAGACCUUUUGCAAUUGAGCAAGUUACUGGAAUGCUGUUGGCUAAGCUUAAAGAGACUUCAGAAAAUGCUUUGAAGAAACCAGUGGCUGACUGUGUAAUUUCAAUUCCUAGCUUUUUCACUGAUGCUGAGAGAAGAUCUGUGAUGGCUGCAGCCCAGGUUGCAGGCUUAAAUUGUUUAAGACUGAUGAAUGAAACCACUGCAGUUGCACUAGCAUAUGGAAUUUAUAAACAGGAUCUUCCCCCAUUAGAUGAGAAACCAAGAAAUGUAGUAUUUAUUGAUAUGGGACAUUCUGCCUAUCAGGUUUCGGUUUGUGCUUUUAACAAAGGAAAACUUAAAGUAUUGGCUACUACCUUUGACCCAUAUUUGGGUGGCAGGAACUUUGAUGAGGCUUUAGUAGACUACUUCUGUGACGAGUUCAAGACCAAAUAUAAGAUAAGUGUGAAAGAAAACUCUCGAGCCUUGUUGCGUUUAUAUCAGGAGUGUGAAAAACUGAAGAAGCUAAUGAGUGCAAAUGCAUCAGAUCUUCCUUUGAACAUUGAGUGUUUCAUGAAUGACCUUGAUGUUUCUAGUAAGAUGAACAGGGCUCAAUUUGAACAAUUAUGUGCUUCCCUCUUUGCUAGGGUUGAACCACCAUUAAAAGCAGUAAUGGAACAAGCUAACUUACAAUGUGAAGACAUAAGUAGUAUAGAAAUUGUAGGAGGAGCAACACGAAUUCCUGCAGUGAAGGAACAAAUCACUAAAUUUUUUCUUAAAGACAUAAGUACCACCUUAAAUGCUGAUGAAGCUGUUGCAAGAGGAUGUGCUUUACAGUGUGCCAUUCUCUCACCAGCAUUUAAGGUGCGUGAAUUUUCAAUAACAGACCUUGUUCCCUAUUCAAUCACACUAAGGUGGAAGACAUCUUUCGAAGAUGGAACUGGGGAAUGUGAAGUAUUCUCUAAGAACCACCCUGCCCCAUUCUCAAAAGUCAUUACUUUCCACAAGAAGGAACCAUUUGAACUGGAAGCAUUUUAUACUAAUUUGCAUGAAGUGCCUUAUCCUGACCCCAGAAUUGGGAGCUUCACUAUUCAGAAUGUUUUCCCACAAUCUGAUGGUGAUACUUCCAAAGUAAAGGUUAAAGUUCGUAUUAAUGUCCAUGGAAUCUUCAGUGUGGCUAGUGCAUCAGUAAUUGAAAAGCAAAAUUUGGAAGGAGAUCACAGUGACACUCCUAUGGAAACAGACGCUUCAUUUAAGAAUGAAAACAAAGAUGAUGUGGAUAAAAUGCAAGUUGACCAAGAAGAAAGUGGUCAUCAAAAAUGUCAUGCUGAACAUACCCCAGAAGAGGAAAUUGACCAUACAGGAGCCAAAACAAAGUCAACUUCCUCAGACAAGCAAGACCGAAUAAAUCAAACCAUCAAAAAAGGAAAAGUGAAGAGUAUUGAUCUACCGAUCCAGAGUAGCCUGUACAGACAACUGGCCCAAGACCUUCUCAAUAGCUAUAUUGAAAAUGAGGGGAAGAUGAUAAUGCAAGACAAAUUAGAGAAAGAAAGAAAUGAUGCUAAAAAUGCUGUUGAAGAAUAUGUAUAUGAUUUUAGAGAUAGACUGGGCACUGUUUAUGAAAAAUUCAUCACUCCAGAAGACAUGAGUAAACUGUCUGCAGUGUUAGAAAGCACAGAAAAUUGGCUCUAUGAAGAAGGAGAGGACCAGCCUAAACAAAUUUAUGUGGAUAAGCUCCAAGAACUAAAGAAAUACGGCCAGCCUAUUCAAAUGAAAUACAUGGAACACGAAGAGAGACCAAAGGCUUUAAAUGAGCUGGGAAAAAAGAUUCAACUAGUCAUGAAAGUGAUAGAAGGAUAUAGAAACAAGGAUGAAAGAUAUGAUCAUUUGGAUCCUGGUGAAAUGGAAAAAGUUGAAAAAUUUAUCAGUGAUGCCAUGAGUUGGCUGAAUAGUAAAAUGAAUGCACAGAACAAAUUGAGUCUUACUCAAGAUCCUGUGGUAAAAGUAUCAGAAAUAGUUGCCAAGUCAAAGGAACUGGAUAAUUUCUGUAACCCCAUCAUUUACAAGCCUAAACCAAAAGUGGAAGCUGCUGAAGACAAAACAAAAGCUAACAGUGAACACAAUGGACCAAUGGAUGGACAGAGUGGAACUGAAACUAAACCAGAUACAACAAAAGACAGCUCACAGUAUACUAAAUCUGGAGAGAUGGAAGUGGACUAAGUUUUAAUUUUACCUUACAUGAUUGAAACAGUGCAAAUAACAAAGGGUCUAUCCAUCUUUUACAUCUGGUAUACACAACACAUGUUCAGUUGUUCUUACCUACCUUUUGUCAUUUGUUUUUUGGAGUAGUUUUGAAAAGUGUUCUAUAUGGAGUACACUUCUAUUCAUUUCCAUUGCUGCUUAUGUGAGCUUUAGCUGAAUAUAGACUUACAAGUCAGUUUAAGCUUUCCCAGUAUCAAACAUGCAGGAUUGGUAUGUAAUGAAUGAUAGUCUCCUCUAUUUAAUGCUUCUAUUAGAUAAAGCUCAGUUCCUUUAUUCAGUAAAGGUUACUGUAUUACAUUAUUAGUACAGAAGCACAGGCUUGAUUGCAUUGUUCCCUUGAAAAUACUGAAAUUGUGUCGUGGCUUAAAGCCACCCAGGCACUGAUAUUUUUUCUAGGUAUUUUAUUGUUAUAAUUUAAAUACCGAAACAAGAGGUUUCUUGAUCUCAUUUAUGUAACGUGCAAAUUCAAGUCUUGUCAUCAUAUAAGUGAACUAAAUCACAGGUGGAAAGUGCACAAUUUUAUGUAAAGGUGAUACCAGCAUUUUGCUUUUAUUGGUAAUGUGGAUUGAUGUUUUCUCAGGAUAACUGUCUUUUUCACUUGAAAGUUUUGUUUUACUUGUCUGAAGACCAGCUGCUACUAAACUAAUGCUAGCCUAAUCUUAAUGUUCUAGGGAAAUGCUGUUGACCUACUUGGAUAUGCAUCUGUGAUGUUGAUAACCUUGUUUCCAUUUUAAUAGUUGUCUGUUUUCUUAAUUGAUUUUGUUAGUAAUAUUUUAACAUGGAGUAGGCAGAAAUGGCACAAAAUGCACUGCAUUAUAUAGAUUUAUCAUUGAUUUAAUGUUAUAAAAUACUAUUACAUUAUAAUACUUCAAAAGGAGCAUUUACACCAUGGUCUUAGUAAAUAAUGCUUGUAAUAAACUUAACUGUGUUACUUAGCAGUAGGCAAAAUAUAUAAUGUUAUGUAGUGUAAUAUGAUAUAAUGUGAUUAAAUUAUAGUUCCUGCUGUUAAAUUACCUUUUGAAACUUUG
This is a messenger RNA of Dipodomys spectabilis (banner-tailed kangaroo rat), 3741 nucleotides long. It is a transcript of the gene Hspa4l, whose product is annotated as heat shock protein family A (Hsp70) member 4 like. Gene Ontology annotation, cellular component: nucleus; cytosol. Lineage: Eukaryota; Metazoa; Chordata; Mammalia; Rodentia; Heteromyidae. Gene Ontology annotation, molecular function: ATP binding; ATP-dependent protein folding chaperone. The record is from RefSeq and is a predicted model, not a curated record. Bases 152 to 2671 code for a protein of 839 amino acids. The transcript is spliced from 19 exons. Gene Ontology annotation, biological process: protein folding.